Messenger RNA from Callorhinchus milii (elephant shark), 1683 nucleotides. RefSeq lists its product as uncharacterized. The record is from RefSeq and is a predicted model, not a curated record. Lineage: Eukaryota; Metazoa; Chordata; Chondrichthyes; Chimaeriformes; Callorhinchidae. The transcript has 8 exons. The coding region runs from base 372 to 1565 and encodes 397 amino acids.
GAUCUCAACAGGAAACCGACAGGACAGGAACUUAAACGUCGCUGCGCCAGAAAAAUCAAUGCAGUUUGGAGAAAAAAAGGACAGAGCGGCUCAAGAGGGGGAGAGGGAAGACACCGAGACGGAAUGAUCGAGGCCGGGAGAGGCGGAGGAAGAGAGAAUGAGUUCGUCUGCGGAAAUCAGUGAGAGCUAACGAUGGAUAGAGUGAGAUGCAGACUUUGACCAAGAAAGAAAGAUAAAAAAGAAUGUGGGUACAAGCAAAAAUUACGAUGACCGUUUGAAGAUAAACCACAAAGGAGAUAGAGUUGAGGUUUGACUGAUUGGCUUCUUAGUGUUAACCCAUCAGUCUGUGGUGCAAGUAGUUUCAGGUGACGAUGAAUGCUUCCAAUCUACUCACCGCGGAGCAGUUGGUUCCUAUUGCCGCCCAACAAAAUGUCUUAGUCGGCUUAGCUGAUUUCUGUAUGCCUGCCUUCACUGUCAGUCUGUUGUCAGUCAUCAGCCUCCUAACCUACUUCGAUGUUCUCGAGAGCUUCCCUUUCUUCCACUGGCUCGACAAGGCAGGGGCGCUGCAGAAGAAGCGCAGUUUAGGAUUAGGAAGGAGCUACGGUGACAACUGCCUCGUGAAGGCGGAAGAAGAAUGUUCUCUUGCCGUGUCCACAGCACCAGCUACUGUCCACAAUGUUUUAUCAGCUGCCCAGAGGGUGAGGCUGCUGGAGGCUGACCUGUGUAUGGAUGAUUUUCAUCAGCAGAAUGUUGACUUGUGUAGGAAGAAAUGCGACACGCUAUGGAGGGAUCUGAACCAAGUGGAUAAUGUGCUGCUACGACUUGGGGGCGAGGACCUGCCAGUCAAAGUGACUCAAACGCGUGAGCUCGUGCCUGACACCAAGAGCGCCCCCCAUUCGCCAGCGAGCGAGGGGGAUGCUGCGGUACAGAAAGACACAACGAUGGAGAAAGAACCUACGGCCGGGAGACACGCCCAGAAGAUUCAACUGCUAAGAAACAGACUUCAGCCCAUGAGGACCUACGUGGAAGAAAGGCUCCAGCUGUUGAAGACCUUCUCGGAUUAUUUGGAAAGCUAUCGGAUGGGCUACCGUCCGCUGCGCAGUUGGGUCACCAGCACCUACCAGUUUCAGGAGUGGAUUCAUUCCAUGGACUGCGACAGCGACUUCCUGAUUGUGAAGAGCCUCGGUCACCAGAAGAGAAUUGCACGAGAAAUUGAAGAGAAACUUCCCCGGUUUAACGACUGCUUGCAGACUCUGAACGAAUGCACUCGAAUCUCGAAGGAAAUCCAGGCCCAAGCUGUGACCUUUCAUCUGAAGAUUAAACCGGAUGGAGGUACUCCUGGUGAGAUCCCACAGCAAGCCGGCAUCUUGGACUCGUUCCAGCGAGAGUUUUUUGAUACGAAGCAGCAGUUUCUUCUGUUGGUGAAGCUCACGCAAUGCUAUGUGAUACACCUGCGAGACCUGCUGAGACUGAAGCGCGGAAACAAUGCCUUCGUCAAGAGAGAGCCGGAACAUCCGAAGGAAAGAAGCGGAUUGAAGACAUUCCUCAAAGGAAAACGCCAUUAGCAAAAAAAAAAAAAAUCUCCGCAGCCUCUCAGAUCAGAUUCAUCGCACCGUUACCUUAACAUUUCAGCUAUGGUGGGAGAUCAGAAAAUAAUAUUAAUAAUGAUAAUAAUAAUCCUCG